CCGUUUUGGGGGUUGUUGACACAGCCACAGAGAGCACUGGACACUGAGGUCCACAGCUGCAGCAGCUCAUUAGUUCCUUCAGCCAUGGGAUAAGUACUCCUGACAACACAGUGUGAGACAGAACACACACUGAUCACUGCAUGUAGGUGCAUUAGACUCCACCCACUUUUACAGUGAUGUCAUCAAACAUGUGCACACGCCUCCUGUUCCGGCUCGGCCAAUCGAGUCGAGCGGUUUUCUCCACUGGUCUUCACGCUCGUCCCGACUGCCAUUCCAGCACGAGGCUCGUUUGGGUGCGGUUCUGCUCAUCUCGGGGAAGGAGGUCAGACCGGGACUCGAGUCAGGACAGAGAACAUGGACUCUCUUCUGCUGGACGUGAGCUGAACUUCCAGCUGAGCCGGCUGCAGGUGGACGCCAUGCUGCGUGGUAACGAGCAGUCUGUGCGAAUUCCUGAGUUUGAUGGACGUGGUGGUCUGAGUCCCGUGCUGAAGUUUGAGAGCAAUCAGCUUGCUGCUAAUUCUCCUCUGGAGGACAGACGCAGCAGCGCCACCUGCUUGCGGACACGGGGAAUGCUGUUUGGAGUUUUUGACGGUCAUGGCGGUCAUGCGUGCGCUCAGGUGGUCAGUGAGCGUCUGCCUUAUUAUGUCGCCGUGGCGAUGAUGCCAGAGUCCAGCCUGGAGGAUCUGGAGGCUUCGAUGGAGACGUUACGGCCGGUACCGCCGAUUCUGCAGUGGUACAAACACCACAAUGACCACAACUACCGUGAGUCCGCUGCUCUGUAUGUCAAUCACUUGCGUGUCUUCUGGCAAGAGCUGCUCGCCAGCGAAGAGCACGGAGACGGGAUGAAGCCUAGCGACGCCCUCAGCUAUGCUUUCCAGCGCCUGGACGCGGAUCUAUCACUGGAGGCUCAGGUCCCGUUAGCGAGCGAUCUAAUGCGGAACACGGCGGUCCAGGCGGCUUUCGCAGGGUGCACGGCUUGUGUCGCUCAUGUUGGACCCGAAGGCGUUUAUGUAGCGAACGCUGGAGAUUGUCGAGCCGUGCUCGGAGUUCAGGAAAGCGAUGGGAGCUGGAGCGCGCUGCCUCUUACUCAGGAUCACAAUACGAGCAACUCGGUCGAAGUGGAGCGAGUGCUCUCUCAGCACCCGUCUAGCGAGCGGCAGACGGUUAUGGUGGACGACAGGCUGCUCGGCGUGUUGAUGCCGCUGCGAGCUUUUGGAGACGUUCGGUUUAAAUGGAGCCGCGAGCUGCAGCAGAGCGUGUUAGAAAACGGAGGCUGUGAUUCAGAGGCGCUGAAUCUUUAUCAAUACACACCACCCAAUUACCUCACGCCACCAUACCUGGAGGCCACGCCCGAGGUCACUUAUCACCGUCUGCGCCCGCAGGACCACUUCCUGAUCCUGGCAUCGGACGGUCUGUGGGACGAAAUGGAUAGUGAGGAGGCGGUCCGGCUGGUGGCGGAACAUUUAACUGGCAUCCACCUGCAGGCUCCGGUCUCGGCCAGUCAGCGCCAGCUCAGCCUGGGACAGAUGCACCAGCUAUUGCUGCAGCGCCAGGCCCGUGCCACGCCCGCACUCGACCUGAACGCAGCUACGCACCUGAUUCGCCACGCUCUUGGGACAAAUGAGUACGGAGAGAUGGACCAGGAGAGACUGGCAGCCAUGUUGGCACUCCCAGAUGACCUGGCACGCAUGUACCGCGAUGACAUCACCGUCACUGUAGUUUAUUUCAACUCUAGUCUUAACAAAACCUCACGGAAUAAUUUGUGACAAUUCUCUGUAAACAAACCUGUAUCUCUGAUAAACACUGAAGAAGAACAAACACUGAGACGUUCAGCCUGGUUUUGAGCACGAUGAAUGAAGUUAUAUGAAAUUAAAGAAUAUGAAAUUAAAACUUGAGACGUGUAGAGAAUGAAGUUUUAAUUGCAUAAUGGGAAUGAAGACCAAAAUUAGUGAGAGUUGAGAUUCACAGCCCUGUAUGUUGAGAUUAUUUUCUUGAUACUUGCCUUUUUAUCACAUUUUCAUGAUAUUAUAACAAUGAAGAAAUGACGCACAUUUUUAACAGUAAAUGAACCUCUGCAUCUCGUUAGUGAGUCGCUUCAUCACGACGCCGCUUCCAGCGUGCUGCACGUGUGAAAUUUGUUUACCCGCAGUUGCUCACAAGCUUCUCGGAUUACCUGUUUUUUUUUAAAAGUGCCAGAUUUUAAUCUCAGGUUCAUAAAAACUAUGCAGAAAAACCCCACUGCCCUUGAUAACAAUAUAUUGUGGGUUAAAUAUCACAUUGCGAUGUAAGACUGUAUAACUGAUUAUCAGCAUGUGCCGAGUCCGAGUGUACAUUUUAUUUAAUCCGUUAAACUUUUUACUUUAAUUGUCAAGUGAUCACAUAUUUCACACGUGUAUAUUAAAUCCAGUCUUUCUUUCAUACGUUUUCCUCUUGUGAACGCUUGUCAGUUUGGAUGUACGUGUACCUGUUUUAAAGAAAAAAACUUUUGUUGAGUUUCUUCUUCCUUUUUCUUGUUUUGUGUUGCUGCUAAUUUUCCAGUGGAACACACUACAUACAGCGGAUAUGACAUUAUUAAGAAAUGUUUACAUGGUUCUGUAUUCUCUAAAUGUGUUUAAUUACUCGUUUAUGUUCAGUAUAACUUGAACAAUCUUUGUGUGUCUUCACCAAUCUUUUUCUUUUUCAUUUUAAUUCUCUUUCGUCCACUGGAUGUUUUCUAUGACGCUGUUUUGAUGUUGUACUUUAGUGGAAGCUCGAUCUGUAAAACCCAGCUGUAAAACUCUGAGUUCAGGAGUAAAACGCUGGUUAUGUGUUGGUCAUUAGAUACGGCACAUAGUUAUUAUCCAGUUAGUAUACGUCUUGUAGUUAUUAACCAGGUCAUGUUUUAUGCUGUGAACUUAAUUCUGUUUUUCCCCUGUUAUUUAUGACUGCAUUUCCUUUUUGAAAAGUUAACCAGCCAUAAUGUAUAAAGCCAGGAAUAAUUAAAGGGUAUGAAUAACAUUUCAAA
This is a messenger RNA of Ictalurus punctatus (channel catfish), 3004 nucleotides long. It is a transcript of the gene pdp2, whose product is annotated as putative pyruvate dehydrogenase phosphatase isoenzyme 2. Gene Ontology annotation, molecular function: cation binding; protein serine/threonine phosphatase activity. Lineage: Eukaryota; Metazoa; Chordata; Actinopteri; Siluriformes; Ictaluridae. Gene Ontology annotation, biological process: protein dephosphorylation. The transcript is spliced from 2 exons. The record is from RefSeq and is a predicted model, not a curated record. Bases 177 to 1766 code for a protein of 529 amino acids.